Messenger RNA from Artibeus jamaicensis (Jamaican fruit-eating bat), 1380 nucleotides. Its product is annotated as A-kinase anchor protein 10, mitochondrial-like. Gene Ontology annotation, cellular component: plasma membrane. The record is from RefSeq and is a predicted model, not a curated record. Bases 148 to 1380 code for a protein of 410 amino acids. The transcript has 7 exons. Gene Ontology annotation, biological process: intracellular protein localization. NCBI's taxonomy places the organism in Eukaryota, Metazoa, Chordata, Mammalia, Chiroptera, Phyllostomidae.
CUCUGGGCAGGCGGCUUGUUGAUAAUAUGGCGGCAGGGUCUUCCUGGGCAUCUCGAGUAGGCUGUGGGGCCCACAACUGGAGGAAGGGUCUCUUUUCGGGCUAGUGCGGCAGCCUCUGCGGACCCGGACGUCCGGGCCUGUUGCUGAAUGAGGGGAGCCGGGCCCUCCCCGCGACAGUCCCCCCGCGCCCUCCGACCCGACCCGGGCCCUGCCAUGUCCUUCUUCCGGCGGAAAGUGAAAGGCAGAGAACAAGAUAAGACUUCAGAUGCCAAGUCAGUUAAAGCCUCGAUAUCCGUACAUUCCCCACAAAAAAGCACUAAAAAUCAUGCCUUGCUGGAGGCUGCAGGACCAAGUCAUGUUGCAAUCAAUGCCAUUUCUGCCAACAUGGACUCCUUUUCAAGUAGUAGGACAGCAACACUUAAGAAGCAGCCAAGCCAUAUGGAGGCCGCUCAUUUUGGUGACUUGGGCAGGUCUUGUCUGGACUACCAGAUUCAAGAGGCCAAAUCAAGCCUUUCAAAGACCCUUGAACAAGUCUUGCAUGACACUAUUGUCCUCCCUUACUUCAUUCAAUUCAUGGAACUGCGGAGAAUGGAGCAUUUGGUUAAGUUUUGGUUAGAAGCUGAAAGUUUUCACUCUACAACGUGGUCCCGAAUAAGAGCACACAGUCUGAACACAGUGAAGCAGAGCUCAUUGGCUGAGCCUGUCUCUCCAUCUAAAAAGCAAGAAACUGCAAUAUCUUUUGUAAUGGAGUCUCUUGACAAGGGAUUAGAGGAUUCUAGCUCAGCCCAGUUGCUUAUGACUCGAUCAGAAGGAACUGAUCUAAAUUAUAGAACUAACAAUUCCCAGAAUCACUGGUUUCUUUCCCAGGAAUGUGACAGUGCCCAUUCUUUCCACCCUGAAAUGGCCAGAAGAGAAGCUCAGGAAAUUUCCAUGGAAACCCAAGAAUCUUCCCCAAGACUUAAAGUAGCCAGGACAAAUACUCUCUCUUCUCCACUAAAGGAAUUAUCAGAAAAACUAAUGAAAAGUAUAGAACAAGAUGCAGUGAAUACUUUCACCAAAUAUAUAUCUCCAGAUGCUGCUAAACCAAUACCAAUUACAGAAGCAAUGAGAAAUGAUAUCAUAGCAAAGAUUUGUGGAGAAGAUGGACAGGUGAAUCCCAACUGUUUUGUUUCAGCACAGUCCAUAGUCUUUAGUGCAAUGGAGCAAGAGCACUUUAGUGAUUUUCUGCGAAGUCAUCAUUUCUGUAAAUACCAGAUUGAAGUGUUGACCAGUGGGACUGUUUACCUGGCUGACAUUCUCUUCUGUGAGUCAGCCCUCUUUUAUUUCUCUGAGGUAAAAUCUGCAUUUCCUUUCAUAUUGUUAGAACAUUUCAGUCUCUAA